Molecule: messenger RNA, 4254 nt
Organism: Salmo salar (Atlantic salmon)
Lineage: Eukaryota; Metazoa; Chordata; Actinopteri; Salmoniformes; Salmonidae
Product: volume-regulated anion channel subunit LRRC8D
Cellular component (GO): cytoplasm
Molecular function (GO): protein binding
Source: RefSeq, a predicted model, not a curated record
UGGGCUGAAAUUAAUUAGAUUUCUUCUCAACAUCUCACUUCGUCAUGACAACCGUUAAAGAGCCAAAACCCCGUGUUUGUCGCCACUGCCGCGGCGCUCCACUCUCAACACCAGUCACCGCCCGCAACAGAAAAAGUUUUUUAUGAAGUUUCAUUCUUGAGAGAACCGGACCGCACCGGACUAGUCACCCCAGAGCGAUGCACCGCGCAAUUCACUGUUGUUUUUCUAGACACCGUUUGAGCAGCAUACAGAUAAGAAAACGUUUUUGUGAAAGAAAAAGCUGUCUGACAAACGUGCUGUGGUAGCAGUCAAAUCCCCUACACCAGUGUUUUUUAAAUGUUGGGUCUGGUCCCACUGGAGGGCUGCAACUGAUUCCUUUCAGGUCUGGAUCCUGGCACAAUAAGCAUUGGAGUUGGUGACAGCAGAAUCACUAUUCCACCAUUUUGUUAGUCAGUCCUUCACCCAGCAUAAGCCAUGUUCAGCCUGUCAGAGCUGGCCUCUCUGAGUGAGCGUCAGGGCAGCUCCAAGCUGCUGAAGCCCUGGUGGGAGGUCUUCAUGGAGUACCUGGUGGUGCUGAUGCUCAUGGUAUCUGUGUUGUCAGGCACCCUGUUGCUCUCUCGAGACAGGGUGGUGUGUCUCCCCCUGGACCUCACUACCACCUCCACUAACCAGAAUACCUCCUUCAGCAGUGGUGCCGUACCUCAACCCCACCCCCCUAACAGGCCCCCCACCAAACCAUCCCCCAUACCAGCCAGCCCUUGGACCCCUGCUAGGGGCAGACGCACUCACCUGGACUACCAGCAGUAUGUCUACAUUAGCCACGUGUGCUACCACAAGGCCCUGCCCUGGUACUCCCGCUUCUUCCCCUAUGUGGCUCUACUCCAGUCCCUGGUGCUAUUGGCCAGCGGUUGCUUCUGGUUCCACUUCCCCCUCACCUCCGCCCGCAUAGAGCACUUCCUGACCAUCCUGGCCAAGUGCUGUGAGUCUCCCUGGACCUCCCGCGCCCUGUCCCAUGCCGCCCGCCAGGAGGAGGGAGGGGAGGAGACAGGCCCCCAGGAUCUCCAAACGCCUCCUCCUACUCUCCUGUCUUCACCCUCCGUAACCCGCAACCGCCAGUCCAGCCUGGACUCAGGCACAGACAGCCCCCUGCUGGUGAGAUCGGAUAGCGCGUCCACUGCCGCCCCUCCCUCGCCCUGCCCCUCCACUCUCUCCCGGACUUCCUCUCUGUCCUCCAUGUCUCUGUCCCGGUCCCGUGUCCCGGCUUCCAAAUCCCCUGUGGUGCUGGAUGGUUCACGGCAGGUUGCCAGUUUGGACCGGCGUGACGGGGAGCAGGCCAGGGCACUGUUCGAGAGGGUGCGCCGCUUCCGCUCCCACUGUGAGAACUCUGAAGUCAUCUACAAGGUGUACUUGGCCCAGACGGUGUUCAAGCUGCUGCUGGUGGUGCUGAUAGUGGCCUACACCACCCCUCUGAUGAGCUCCAUCUCGUUCACCCACACCUGCCUGCCCCAGGCCCAUGCCCUGACUGGCUACAGUGCCUUUGAGUGUACCCAUGCCCUGGCCUCUGUCCUCCACAAGUUGCUGCUGGCCUACGUCAGCCUGGUGGGGCUCUUUGGCCUGCUGAGCAUCUACACCCUCAGCUGGAUCCUCCACAGCUCCCUGCGUCAAUACUCCUUUAACAAACUGAGGGAGCUGGGCUCCAUGAGGGAUGUCCCUGACUUAUGUAAUGACCUGGCCUUCCUGUUACACAUGGCUGACCAGUACGACCCCCUGCUGGCCCAGCGCCUUUCCGUCUUCCUGUCACCCGUCAGUGAGACACGCCUGCUGGAGGAGAGCCUGGAGAGGCGCUGGGGUGCCGAGAGGCUGCGCUCCAUGACCACGGUCGACCCAGAGGGACGGCCCCUGCUGCAGUUGGUGGCCCUGCCGCGCCUGCCCCCCGCCCUCUUCACCCUCAGCCAGCUGGUGGUGCUCAAGCUGGAGCUCAUCACAGACGCCAAGCUCCCCGCACAGGUGGCCAACAUGACCUCACUCAGGGAGCUUCAUUUGUACCACUGUACUGCAGCCAUGCAGCCUGGUGCUCUGGUGGUUCUGCAGGAGCGUCUGGAGGCCCUGCACCUCACCUUCACCCAGGCUGCAGAGAUCCCUGGCUGGGUCUACUCUCUCCGCGGCCUGCAGGAGCUGCACCUUUCUGGCCGGCUGGGCUGCGAGGGCGGGGUGGGCCGUGGCUGGGCCCUGGGAAGCCUCCGGCAGCUCCGUCACCUCCGGGUGCUGGUCCUGAGGGGCAUGCUGCAGCGUGUGCCCGGGGAGCUGGGGGAGUUGGCAGGGAGCCUGGUGAGGCUGGAGAUCCACAACGAGGGCUCCAGGCUGCUGGUGCUGACGGGCCUGCGGCGUGUGGCCGGCCUGACCGAGUUGCAGCUGCAGGACUGCCACCUGGAGCGCCUGCCCUCUGCCCUGCUGGCCCUCACCAGCCUGCGCACCCUGGACCUGCAGCACAACAGCCUGCGCACCCUGGAGGAGCUCCUAGGGCUGGCGCACCUCCGCCGCCUCUCCUGCCUCAGGCUGGCCCAUAACCGUGUUCUGGCCCUACCGGCUAGUGUUGGUGUACUGCGUGCUCUGGAACUCCUGGACCUGGGGUACAACCAGCUCCAGAGCCUUCCCCCGGCCCUCUUCAACCUCCACCACCUACGUCGCCUCCUACUGGCUGGAAACCUGCUGGACGAGCUGCCAGCAGAGGUAGGAGCGCUGACAUUUCUCACCGAGCUGGACCUGAGUGGGAACAGGCUGGAGAGUCUGCCUCCAGAGCUCUUCAGUCGCUGUUUGGAGCUGCGGAGCCUGAAUGUAUCCCACAACUCCUUGGGUUCCCUGCCUCCAGGGCUGAGCAACCUGAGCCAGCUGUCCCGCCUGGACCUGCGCAGCAACAGUCUGGAAGAGCUGCCCAUGGAGCUGGGCUGCUGUUCAGGACUGCAUGGAGAAGGUCUGCUGGUGGAGGACUGGCUGCUCCAUGCACUGCCACGACAUGUGAAGGAGUUCCUAACCCAGCCUGGCUCUCAUACCUGCAAAUCCUUAGAAUCACACUCCCGUCCAGACUCAGAUAGCUUCCCCUACUUCUCGGCUACCCAGUGGAGUUUCUCCUCCGCUCUGGAAUCACGGAUAUAGAACUGGAGAUUAAUAUUGUCUAACCUGUCAUAGAAUACAUUCAACAUAUUGUAGUGUUUGUAUUGUUUCGGACAAUUCACAUAUUUUUUUACUGCUUAUUUUAUUUCGGACAUUUUAUUUUUUACCACCUAUUUUUCUUCUUGACCACUCUUUUCUAUGUUUAUCACUUGUUGAGUUUGUGGGGUACAUCACUGCAGCGUUGACACAUCCACAAUCUUCCUAGACAAAAAGUGAUUUUACAUGAAAGUCCAUAGACUUUGCUGCAGUAAAACGUUUGAUACCUUAUGUCCCUGUACAGUUUAUAUAACAUCCAUAUACGUAACCCUGUGGAAAAACUGAGAAGUCUUUGCUUCCACUUUGAGAGUCCUCUAUUCAUUUCAUUUCAAGGUAAAAACAGUACUUGGAAGGAGGCUGCAUAAGACUGGAUGAAUGCAUGUCCUGCUACACUAGAUUAGACAUUGACAUGAAAUGAUUGUUAUUAUCUCCACGGUGGAGCUCAGGGAUCCCUCCACAGGCUUACAGAAACUCUGGGCUUUCUGGGACUUGUUUGUCUGAGGAGGACAAUACCCUGAGCUUCAAUGAGCUUAUGAAGUUUAAAGGCCUAAACUGUACAUGUGGAAAGACUGAAAUUGGACAGACUGACUUAAACAACCAAUAAGAUUAAAAUUAACAUUUAUUCCUACUUGUUUUGCACAUAUUUAAUCUUCAAAAAACUCAAAUUAAUCUUACUAGCAUUGGGUGCAAUCUUUUGUGAAGCUAAUACUGACGUGAAACUAAUACAAUAGUGUGCUUGUUCAGAACAUUAGCACUUUAUUGUGACUAUUGAAAUUAUUAAAACUUGUUAAACUUUUUUGUACAACUAAUAAUAUUAAUUACAGUACAUGCCCUUCUUGGUGCUGAUUGGGACUAUGUUAUCAUAACACCUACUUCGUAAUACAAAACACAUUCCAAUGAAUCGUUGCAAAAACAUUUGCCCCUUCGGGACAAAUACAUUUUAUUGAAUAAAUUAAGUGUGUGUGUGUGUGUGUGUUCUACUGUACACAAGACCAUGGUCAAACUUAUUGACUGAAUUAAUUUAAUAAACUAUGAAAGUCCCGCAUA